AUGGCACAAUCAGCAAUCCUCAGUGCCCUUGGCCUGCUCGCCUUGACCGCUUCUCCCGUCGCUGCUUUCUGGCGCUUGCCAUGCCAGGCGCCUGUUGUCGUUGAAAGGGCCGAUCCGAUCAUCAAUCCUGGAGUCGCAUCUCCUCAUCUUCAUACCAUCAUGGGCGGAAAUGGGUUCGGCUUCAGUAUGGAUUACGCUCAGACCCAGGCCUCAUCGUGUUCUACUUGCACAGUGCAAAAGGAUAUGUCGAACUACUGGAUACCUAAUCUCUGGUAUGCGGGGGAAAACGGAACCUUCACCAGUGUUCCGCAAGUCGGCGGUGUCCUGGUUUACUAUCUACAACGUCCAGGUAAUGGAGAAAAGCUCACUGCUUUCCCAGAAGGACUUCGCAUGGUUGCUGGUGAUUCGAUGAAGCGCAGCUUCGGCAACGACAAGGAAUCGCGUGCAAUCAGCUAUGCUUGCUUGAACUUCAACGGCCCAGCAACACCUGAGACCAAUGGUUUUCCCACCAGAAAAUGCUCCAGUGGCCUUCGUGCCCAGGUCUUCUUUCCGUCAUGCUGGGAUGGAAAGAACCUCGACUCACCAGAUCACAAAUCUCACUUGUCUUAUCCUGUCAACGAUCAUGCUUAUGGCUCAUGCCCACCAUCACACCCUGUCCAUUUUGUCUCUCUCUUCUACGAGGUCCUAUUCAGCACCGAUUUGUUCGAUGAUAUGUGGUAUGGUGAUAAGCAACCCUUUGUGUGGUCGAUGGGCGACCCGACUGGCUACGGUCUCCACGGUGACUUCUUCAAUGGCUGGGAUGUUGCUCAUUUGCAGAAAGCCAUUGAUGAGUGCACCAGCAACAGCGGACGGGUCGAAGAUUGUCCUAUAUUCAAAUUGACUACUAACGAUGUUGCAAAGGGAUGCAGGAUCCCACCUUCUAUCGACGAGCAGACUAGUGGUACACUGGACGCACUUCCAGGCUGCAACCCUGUACAGGCCGGGCCUGGGAGAGCUGUAGCUCAAACUGACUGCGAAGUGUCCAGUGUCAUUGGUAAGCCGCAGGCCUAUUUUACCGACCUCACCCAGACGAAGGGAUGGUCGUACGUCGGAUGUGGCACUGACAGCAUAUAUGCACGCAAGUUUACCGGCGCCAGCACUAGUUCAAGGACCAUGACCGUCGAGACUUGUGUUGAUUUCUGCUCUGGCAAAGGUUUCUCCGUUGCCGGCACUGAAUACGGUAAUGAAUGCUACUGCGCCAAUUCUAUUCCGUCCGAUGCCGCUCCCGUUCCGGGAUACAUGGGUAACUGCAUGAUGCCAUGUGCUGGAGACGCGGGUGAGUACUGCGGUGGAGGUGGUACCAUCUCAUUGUAUCAAAAAUGUACUGGCAGCUGUCAGAAUGUUCAAUUCGCUGUUGUUGGCAAUUCUACCACCCCGGCAGCCAACUCUGCCCCUUCUGUGAUGUCUAACAUUGCUGUGACAAGUUCUGCCACAUCAAAGGCAGCGUCUUCACAAUCGACCGUGCCCGCGACCGCUCAGCCAACAGUAGCGGCUGCGAGUGCUUCUCUAUCCAGUAUGACAGUACAGACAAAUGGAUAUUACGGCUCUCAAUCUGCGUCUUCCUUGCCUGUUAUAAGCAAGACUCCCGCCAGCUCUGCAGAUGAUGGCGAGGCUACGAGCGCACCUGAAGGCGUCAUUGCAAUUCCUACAGACGCGACAUCUGCUGGCGUUUCUCCUACCAUUUCUGGCACCGCGGUAACCGAGGCUACAAGCUUCCCCAUUCCUUCUUCUGUGCCAAAGACCAAUGUCACCUUACCUGAUGGCUGGAAAGCCGGCGGCUGCUACGUCGACCCCAUCCGCCCUCGACUGUUCAAAUUCUGGGCACCCUUCUCCGGCAAUGAGAUGUCCAGCUCCAAGUGCGUGGCUUACUGCGAUGAGCAGGGCUUUCCCUUCGCAGGCACACAGAAUGGGGGCCAGUGUUUCUGCUCCGAGGAUAUUUCUGAGAACGCGGAGCUGAAGGAUGAGGAGGAGUGCAGCACCCCGUGCAAGGGCGUCAAGGGCGAGAUGUGCGGUGGACCUGGUAGACUCUCUGUCUUCACUAAGCUUGAUGACGAGUCAGAUGUGGGUAGUAAGAAGAAGAGGCAUCUGCAUAAACAUCGUCGCAGCCAUUAUGCCGCGGUGUCUUAG
Messenger RNA from Endocarpon pusillum Z07020, 2166 nucleotides. RefSeq lists its product as uncharacterized. Bases 1 to 2166 code for a protein of 721 amino acids. NCBI's taxonomy places the organism in Eukaryota, Fungi, Ascomycota, Eurotiomycetes, Verrucariales, Verrucariaceae. The record is from RefSeq and is a predicted model, not a curated record. The transcript is spliced from 2 exons.